AUGGUUCAUCACUUGAACUCUGAAUAUUCUGUGCUUAAUAAUGCGCAAAAUCUAACAAAUGUUUGCUAUAGAAUUAUUCCUUCUUCCAUUACCUCUAAUGGCAUGUUUGGAGAGGCUAAAUUUAUUCAUUUUUUGAAGUAUUCUUUACCGCUUUUAGAGCUUCAGAUUGGUCUCAUUUGUAUUUUGAACCAUACUAUACAUUUCUUCCUCAAGCGUUUUGGAAUUACUGAACUUGUCUCGCAAAUUCUUACGGGGAUAAUACUUGGUCCAACAAUUCUUGGAAGAUUUGAUUUUAUGAGAAAAGUCAUAUUUCCUCAUGAGAGUCAAGAUUUAGUAUUUAUGUUAGCAUAUUUUGGAUUUAUACUUUAUGUGUUCAUAACUUUUGCAAAAUUGGAGGUUGGAAAAUUACUAAGAACAAGCAGAUUGGUGAUAUUCAACGGUUUAGGAAAUGUCAUAUUACCUUUAUUCCUUGGCCUGGGUCUCACAGGACUUCAUAGAAAAAAAUUAAAAAAGUUAGAUGAAGCUACAAAUGUAGCUAUCCUGCAAUGUUUCUCUACAUUUUCCAUCAUAGCAAAUGUUCUCGAAGAGCUCAAGAUUUUAAAUUCAGAGAUCGGCAGAUUAGUAUUAUCUUCAGCAUUGGUCGGUGAUAUUUUAGGCAUAGCUCUUUUGAGUAUAGUUACACCACUUAUGCUAAAAGUCCCAAUACAAAAUGUCUUCAUCGACAUUUGGGCAGUUGUUGCCUUUAGUAUUGCCGCGGCCUUCGUAUUCCGCCCUAUAAUGCUGUGGAUAAUUAGAAAAACUCCUCAAGGUUCACAUGUUGAUUCCGCCUACAUUUUUGUUAUCAUGGCAGUAUUGUUUCUAUCUACAGCUUAUUUCCAUUAUUUCCACCAGUACCGGAGCAUAGCGUCGGCUAUCCUUGGGUUUGCUGUCCCUGCCGGUCCGCCUUUAGGAUCUGCUUUGGUAGAAAAAUUCGAAACUGUGACAAUUAAAGUCUUUGUGCCGGUUGGUGUGGUUCAAGCAAUAAUGAGAACUGAUCUAACCCUAAUUUUUACUAAUUUUCUAGGAAUGGAGUUCUACCAGAUUUUGGGUUUAUUGAUUUUUGGAUCCAAGUUUGCUCUAUCGAUGUUAGCUGCAUUGCAUUCAAAGAUACCGUUGAAUGAUUCAUUUUUAUAUGCCGCAGUUAUGAAUUGCAGAGGCAUAGUUGACAUACGCAUGAAUUUGAACGCAAGAGACAUUGGGUUGAUAGGGGAUGGGGCUUAUGCGUUCUUAACAUUUGGCGUCUUUAUUAGCUCCGCUUUUGCUUCAAUAAUUACGAAAUUUUAUUAUGAUCCAUCCAAAAAAUAUGGGGGCUAUCAGGCAAGGAACAUUAUGAGUUUAAAGCCGAAAUCACACCUCCGAAUUCUUUCAUGUAUUCACAAACCUGAUCAUGUACCUUCAGCAAUAAGUCUGCUUGAAGCUUUUCAUCCAACUAAAGAUAGACCAAUUGAUAUUUGUGUCAUUCAUCUGAUUAAAUUAAUCGGUCGAGCCACACCAGUCCUCACUUCCCAUCAAAUGCAGGGCCUCAUAACAGAUCCACAAUCUCAAAAUGUAGUCAUUUCAUUUGCUCAGUAUCAAGAAAAUAAAUGUGAUUGCAUAUUUGUCUCUACCUUUACAGCAAUGAAUAAACCCAAGAUGAUGAAUGAAGAUAUUUCGACACUUGCACUUGACAAGCUCACGUCCCUUAUACUACUUCCGCUUCAUCGACAAUGGUCUAUACAUGGACAAAUACAAUCCGAAGAUCAGGAUAUACGGAUUGUAAACAAUAAAAUUCUUGAAAAAGCUCCUUGUUCUGUAGGUAUAUUUUUCGACCGUGGAAAAUUUGGACAACCAUUUUCAAUGGCGGCAACACCAAGGCCAUCUCUUUCUAUAUGUAUGAUUUUCUUAGGAGGUGGAGAUGAUCGGGAGGCAUUGUCUUUAUCUAAACGUAUUGUUAAGGAUUCGAGAACACAUCUAACAGUCAUUCAUCUUGCACACGAGGGUUUAGACAUGGAGUUCAAUGAGGAUGAUGAUUUAAUCAUCGACUCUUGGGCAAUAAAGGAUUUGAUCAAAAAUCAAACUGAGUCUUUAUCAAAUAUUGAUUAUAAGAAGAAAAUAGUAAAAGAUGGACCAGAAACUGCGCUGAUACUUCAUUCCAUAGUAGAUGAGUAUGAUCUUUUUUUACUGGGAAGACGCCAUGAUAAAAAAACACCUCAAAUAUUAGGUUUAUCAGAAUGGAUCGAGCUUUCAGAACUGGGAGUUAUUGGGGAUUUGCUAGCUUCUGAUGAUCUUAAUACUAAAGCUGCUGUUUUGGUGGUGCAACAACAAAAACAAAUUAGAUUUGGUAGCUAG
This is a messenger RNA of Mercurialis annua (annual mercury), 2367 nucleotides long. Its product is annotated as cation/H(+) antiporter 11-like. Gene Ontology annotation, molecular function: antiporter activity. The transcript is spliced from 3 exons. Gene Ontology annotation, biological process: proton transmembrane transport; regulation of pH. Lineage: Eukaryota; Viridiplantae; Streptophyta; Magnoliopsida; Malpighiales; Euphorbiaceae. The record is from RefSeq and is a predicted model, not a curated record. Bases 1 to 2367 code for a protein of 788 amino acids. Gene Ontology annotation, cellular component: membrane; endomembrane system.